This is a messenger RNA of Engraulis encrasicolus (European anchovy), 3014 nucleotides long. RefSeq names its product Rho GTPase activating protein 17b (gene arhgap17b). Gene Ontology annotation, biological process: regulation of Rac protein signal transduction; signal transduction; positive regulation of GTPase activity. The transcript is spliced from 19 exons. Lineage: Eukaryota; Metazoa; Chordata; Actinopteri; Clupeiformes; Engraulidae. Gene Ontology annotation, cellular component: intracellular anatomical structure; cytoplasm; cytosol. Gene Ontology annotation, molecular function: protein binding; GTPase activator activity. The coding region runs from base 324 to 2597 and encodes 757 amino acids. The record is from RefSeq and is a predicted model, not a curated record.
ACGACUUCCUCCUUCCCUGCCCUAUGGCUUUACGAGUAAGUGCUUAUUCGGCGAGCCUCGAAGAAAUGUGGCGGGGUGAACAGAAAAGUGGUUUAUAGGUGUCAGUGGUUAAUUUUUCAGCUACCUGGACAUGAAACUUUGCGCGUGGUAGCAUAACUUCUUUGGAGACUUUUCAGCUUUUCAGCACAGCGGCUCGCAGGAGAGAACAACUUGUAUAAUGGCAGCAAUCAAGAGUUCUCUGGACCAAGUUUAUGGAGGAAUAUAACGGGGAGGCCUGAGAAACUUCAGAAACUUCGUGGGGACAGCACAAGUGAAGCGUCAAGAUGAAGAAGCAAUUUAAUCGGAUGAAACAGCUCGCCAACCAAACGGUUGGAAGAGCUGAGAAGACUGAAGUCCUGAGCGAUGAUCUCCUGCAGAUUGAACGUCGGAUGGAAAAUGUGCGAUCAGUCUCACACAACGUCCAUAAGAAGAUGCAGCUGUGCCUACAGGGUCAAGCUGGGGCUGAUGUGGACAAAAGACAUAAAAAGCUUCCGCUCACAGGCCUGGCACAGGCCAUGAAGGAUGGAAGUGGUCACCUAGGAGACGAGUCUCUGAUUGGUAAGAUGCUGGACUUGUGCGGAGAGGCUGAAGACAAGCUGGCGUAUGAUCAGAGCGAACAUGAAGUGACGAUCCAGAGAGACAUCCUGGAUCCUCUGAACCAGCUAGCAGAGGUGGACAUUCCCAACAUAUUAAGGAAUAGGAAGCAGUUAGCCAGGCUGGUCCUCGACUAUGACUCAGCCAAAGCCCGACAUUAUCAGGCCAUAAAGUCUGGUCAUACUAAUAACCAGUCCAUUUUGACCAAGGCCAAAGAUGAGGUGGACGAGGCCCUCAACAAAGUGGAGAUAUGCAAGGAUCAACUGGCUGCAGACAUGUACAACUUCUUUUCAAAGGAAGGAGACUAUGCCCGCUAUUAUGUCAUGCUCCUCCAGGCUCAGGCUGACUACCAUCGGCGGUCACUAGAUGUCAUUGAAAAGGCCCUGCCAAACAUACAGGCCCAGCAAGAUUCCUGGAUGGAGCAGCCGGCGUUCGGGUCUCCUCUGGAGGACCACCUGAAGCGUAACGGCCGGGACAUCGCUCUGCCCAUCGAGGCCUGCGUCAUGAUGCUGCUGGAGACAGGCAUGAGGGAAGAGGGCCUCUUCCGCAUCGCAGCGGGAGCCUCCAAACUGAAAAAGUUGAAGGCGGCGUUGGACUGUUCCACUUCCCAGCUGGAGGACUUCUACUCUGACCCCCACGCCGUCGCUGGAGCGCUGAAAUCCUACCUGAGGGAGCUGCCGGAGCCCCUCAUGACCUUUCACCUUUAUGAUGAAUGGAUCUCAGCCUCAAGUUUUCCAGACACAGACACACGGCUCCAAGCCCUAUGGGUGGCAUGUGACAAAAUGCCAAAGCACAACUACAAUAAUUUUAGGUAUUUGAUCAAGUUCUUGUCCAAGCUUGCUCAAGACAGUGACAUCAACAAGAUGACUCCAAGCAACAUUGCCAUAGUGCUGGGGCCCAACCUGCUCUGGGCCAAAACAGAAGGGUCUCUGGCUGAGAUGGCAGCCGCCACUUCUGUCCAUGUGGUUACCAUCAUCGAGCCCAUCAUUCAACACGCUGACUGGUUUUUCCCUGAUGAUGUGGACUUCAACGUGUCAGGCCAGUUUGCGGCCCCUUCGUUCCACCCCACCUCGCCGGGUCCCCUGGAUGGCAGUGAUGCGACGCCCCUGGAGCGGAGGAGGCCGGGGAGCCUGACAGGGCAGUCGGAGGGCAGCGGCAGCGAGAGCCCCCGCAAAGACAGCGUGGGCAGCCGAGAGAGCCUGACCUCCAUCUGCUCCAACUCCUCCAACUCCACUCCGCAGCAGCCCCAGAGGAACGGACCCCCAGGGACGGGAGCCUCCACUGGAGGGACACCCAACCAGCUGAGCGCAGGAACCCCAGCAUCUGGCACCAAAGGGCCCAGCCCCAUCAUCAAUCGUAGAGGCACAAAGAAGCAGGCUCCAGCUCCUCCCAAGCCAGCCCAACAGAGCAGCACCCCGACGCCCCAGCCGGCACCCACUGCCUCCACCUUCACCCCAUCAGUCACUCCAUGCCGGCCCGCCCCAACCCCUAACCCCAACCCCAACCUCAACUCCUCAGGACCUGCACCCUCCCCCCAGCCCACAGCCUUGCCCCGUCGCCAGUCCACCUCCCAGAUGCCCCUGCACGCCCCCAACCACCCGCCUCCUCAGCCCCCACAGGCCCCUAGUAGUAUUGCUGUUGUUGGAGGUGGAGGUGGUGGUGCUGCUGAACCAGAGCCAGAGUCUCCCAGCACCCCCACCCCACCGGACACUCCUCCCCACGACACAGGCUCCUUACCCAGGCCCAAGCCGGCCCCCAGGCCCAGAGCGCGGCCCAACGUCCCUCCGCCACCCAACCCCCCCACCAAUGGAGUCUGCGGAGGCUCAGCCUCCAAGAUCAUCACAGAAGGGGAUCUGAAGAGUAUGGGGAGGGCCCUCAUUCCCGACAUCAAUAUGGACCAGGCUCCGGCCCCUGACCCUCCUUCCCCAGACCCUGAGCUCCAACCAGAAAGCACAGCCCUGUGACGGACAUGGCUGUCUAGCCAAUCACACUCCUUACUUUCCACAAGCCAUCAGAAUAGAACUCAUCUUACUUGCCAACCCCGCUAGUGUGUACUGUAUUGUCUGCUGCCCCAGCAGGAGGUCUGGGCUGGUAAAAAGCUGCACUGUACACACACACACACACACACACACACACACACACACACACACACACACACACACACACACACACACACACACACACACACACACACACAGUAACAUACUUACAGCUCUGAGGAUGCCAUGGACCUACAGGACCUUCAAAGCUGCUACUUCGUCUGGAUCUGGGAUUCCUUUCUGAUGGAUGUGAAUUUUGUUGAUAUCUGUAAUUCUAGGUAUUACUUCAAGUGUUCUGCUCUUACACACACACACUCACACACAUGCACGCACGCACGCACG